AUGAGCUAUCGACCAAGAAUACCUUCACUUGAUGAUCAUUAUUGUCAAGUAUGUUCAUCAUCACCAACGAGUAAUAAACCUAGACAUUUAUCAUGCUUUUUUUGUGAACAUUGUCGUUCAUCAAUGUGUUAUGAAUGCUUUGAAAAACAUACAAGUCAAUUAAUUGAUGAAUUUACUCAUUUACAACAACGAUAUUCUCAUUUACAAAAUUUAUUUGAUAAUAAACAACAAUUUCUUGGUCAAUAUCAAGAACAUUGUUUACGUAGUGUUAAUUCUGCAUUUGAUGAAGCAGUUAAUGAUUUAGAAAAUCUUCGACGUGAAAGUAUUAACUACGUUAAACAACAAUUUAAUGAUGCUGAAAUAAUUUUAUCCGAAAUGAUGACAACAAUUAAACCAUUAAUAUCUAAAGCUCAACAAAGUUGGACUCGUGAAGGUAUAACAAAAAGUUCUAUGCUUGAACUUGAAAUACAACGACAACAAAUAAAUGAUAUUGAACGUCGUCUUGAUAUAUUUUCAUCACCAAAAAUGCAAAUAAAAAUGUCAACAUAUCCUCGAAAUAAACUUGACUUACAUUGUCAACUUCUUUCAAAUUUAUAUACAUCAACAAAAAAAUUUUCUGCUACUUAUCCAGGUAAAUCAAUUUUAACACGAUGUUUAUAUGGUAAAUUAACUGAAUUACAAAGUGAAAAAAUUGAUGUUGAAACAGAAGUUGAAGAACUUAAUCAAAAUAGUUUUAUGAAUAAACAAAUUCAAACUGAUCCAUUGAUUGGUUAUAAUUAUAAUAUUGAUUAUCGUGCAGACAUUUAUUCACAAGAUGAAACAGAUCAAAUGAGUGAUCAUCUUAAUACAGAAAAUUCUUUAAGUACACGUUUUAUUCAACAAAGUACAAUAUUAACAGAAAAUGAAGUUGAUCGAAUUGCAAGUGAUGGUGAACAUUUACUUUAUUUUUCUGAUACAUCAAACUCACUUGGUUAUAUAACAAAUCUUAUACCCACUAAGGAAGCUAAUAGUACAUCAAUAACGAAAGAAAUAUCAUGUCGAUGGCCAUAUUAUCCUAUUCUUGAUAUAGUUUAUUCUCCAACAACAUCACAAUUUAUUUGUGCAACUAAAGCCGGUGUCUAUACAUGUACUAUUCUCAAUUCAACAAUUGAUAUACAAAUGCAAUUAACACAAAAUUGGUCAUAUGUUAGAUUAGCAGCUGAUAAUAAUUAUAUUUGGAUUUGGACAGAUACUCCACGAUUAAAUCAAUUAAGUAUAUAUACACCAAGAACAUUUAAUUGUAUAAAAGUAUUUAAUUUAAAUGAAUAUCCACGUUUUCUGGAUAAUAGUACAUCAUUUUGUAUACAUUCAAAUAUUUUAGCAACAUUAUUUCAAUUUCGGCCCAUAUCACAUAUAUAUACAUAUAGAAAAAUUUUUAAUUUAACAUUAUGUGAUAGUAUUGAUUUACAUGAAUUAUGUACAAUACGUUUAGGUGAAUGUGAUAUUGAUCAUGAAAUACGUGUUAAUAAUAAUGGAUUAUUUUUUAUAACAAAUGGUAGAAAAACAUUAUGGAUUGUUGAUCAACAUGGAAGAAAAGAAUAUGUUCCAUUAUAUCGUAUAGGACGUGCUUUAACAAUACAUGCAAGAAAUAAUAUUAUAAUUGCAAAUGGUACACAACAAUUACAAUGUAUUGAACUUAUAGAAAAAGAUUAA
Messenger RNA from Rotaria sp. Silwood2, 1692 nucleotides. Lineage: Eukaryota; Metazoa; Rotifera; Eurotatoria; Philodinida; Philodinidae. The record is from the annotation of a GenBank genome assembly.